Messenger RNA from Mollisia scopiformis, 1170 nucleotides. Its product is annotated as 26S protease regulatory subunit 8. Gene Ontology annotation, biological process: proteasome-mediated ubiquitin-dependent protein catabolic process. The coding region runs from base 1 to 1170 and encodes 389 amino acids. Gene Ontology annotation, molecular function: ATP binding; proteasome-activating activity; ATP hydrolysis activity. NCBI's taxonomy places the organism in Eukaryota, Fungi, Ascomycota, Leotiomycetes, Helotiales, Mollisiaceae. The record is from RefSeq and is a predicted model, not a curated record. The transcript is spliced from 3 exons. Gene Ontology annotation, cellular component: proteasome regulatory particle, base subcomplex.
AUGGCUCUGGACAGUUUCUUCCACAACAAGAUUGAGAGCAUGAAGCUCGAGAUCAUCCAAGGCCAAGCCGUCCUACGAAGAUUAGAAGCUCAGAGAAAUGACUACAACUCGAGAGUUCGUCUUCUGCGAGAGGAGCUUGGUUUAUUACAGCAGCCUGGAUCAUAUGUUGGUGAAGUGGUGAAGGUUAUGGGUACGAAGAAGGUCCUGGUCAAGGUGCAUCCAGAAGGCAAAUACGUCGUCGAUAUCGCCGAUAGUGUCGACAUCUCUAAGCUCACCGUUGGAAAGCGAGUGACACUUCUAUCCGAUUCCUACAAGCUCGAAAAGAUGCUGCCAUCCUCCGUCGACCCACUGGUGUCCCUCAUGAUGGUAGAGAAGGUUCCGGAUAGUACAUACGAUAUGAUUGGUGGCUUGGAUCAACAGAUUAAGGAAAUCAAGGAAGUCAUCGAGCUCGGCCUGAAGCAUCCAGAACUCUUCGAGUCGCUCGGCAUAGCGCAACCUAAAGGAGUUCUCCUCUAUGGACCACCAGGAACCGGAAAGACCCUGCUUGCCAGAGCUGUGGCACAUCAUACAGACUGCAAAUUCAUUCGGGUUUCAGGUUCGGAGCUUGUGCAGAAAUACAUCGGCGAAGGUUCAAGAAUGGUUCGUGAGCUGUUUGUUAUGGCCAGAGAACAUGCUCCAUCAAUCAUCUUCAUGGACGAAAUCGAUUCUAUCGGAUCUUCUCGUGUUGAGGGCUCUUCUGGCGGUGACUCUGAGGUCCAGCGUACUAUGUUGGAAUUGCUGAAUCAACUGGAUGGAUUCGAACCAACGAAGAACAUCAAGGUCAUUAUGGCUACGAAUCGACUGGAUAUUCUGGACCCAGCUCUUCUGCGACCUGGUAGAAUCGAUCGAAAGAUUGAGUUUCCACCACCAACUGUCGAGGCUCGAGCAGAUAUUCUCCGAAUCCAUAGCCGAAGCAUGAACCUCACUCGUGGUAUCAACCUAACCAAGAUCGCAGAGAAGAUGAAUGGAUGUUCAGGAGCUGAGCUGAAGGGUGUCUGCACAGAGGCUGGUAUGUACGCUCUGAGGGAAAGAAGAGUUCACGUCACACAAGAAGAUUUUGAUCUAGCCACAGCGAAGGUCUUGAACAAGCACGAUGAUAAAGAAACGUCGCUGAGCAAGUUGUGGAAGUAG